This is a messenger RNA of Chroicocephalus ridibundus (black-headed gull), 6772 nucleotides long. RefSeq names its product sterile alpha and TIR motif containing 1 (gene SARM1). Gene Ontology annotation, cellular component: dendrite. The record is from RefSeq and is a predicted model, not a curated record. Gene Ontology annotation, biological process: response to axon injury; signal transduction; negative regulation of MyD88-independent toll-like receptor signaling pathway. Lineage: Eukaryota; Metazoa; Chordata; Aves; Charadriiformes; Laridae. The transcript has 10 exons. The coding region runs from base 249 to 2405 and encodes 718 amino acids. Gene Ontology annotation, molecular function: signaling adaptor activity; protein binding; NAD+ nucleosidase activity.
CCUGCGCGGGGUGACAUCAGCCCCUGAGGACCCGAGAUGCCGAGCCUGGAUCUGGGAAGGCGGCUCCUGCCACCGCUUCCAGCUCCGCAUCCCGGCAGGGCAGGGAGGGGAGAGGGAGCCCAGCCCUGUGGCUGGACCCUGGGCCAGCUCCGUUCCCCCCUCCGCCCACCUCGGGUCCCCCCAAGCGGCGCGGUGGCCCUGGCCGGGUGCUCCCGGCGGGCGGGUGACCGAGGAUGCUGUGCUAGGAGAUGCCGAUGGUGCUCACCUUGCUCGUCUCCCUCUAUAAGCUUGGCCGGUUCUUCGCCAUGGCGGGUGCGGAGAGGCUGGUGGUGCCCGAGUGUGUGAGCCAGGCGGGGAGCUGGGCCGGGGGGGGCAGCUCCAGGGAGCACCGGGAGGUCUCCCCCGGGGUCAACAUGGAUGUGAGAGCAGCCCUGGACCGGAUCCUGCCCGCCCUGCACCAGACCAUCGCCUGCGCCAAGCAGGCAUCCAGCCCGGUGGAGCUGAGGAAGGCCAUCGCCGAGGUCUUCCAGCUGGUGGAGGAAGCCUGGGGGAUGCCCACGGUGGGGAGGGACGUGGCCAAAGUGCUGUGCGACACGAUCCGCCUGGAGGGGGGCCUGGACCUGCUGCUGAACCUGCUGUACACGGCGGAGCUGGAGACCAAGUGCCAGGCAGGAAGACUCCUGGAGCAGAUCCUGGUGGCAGAAAACAGGGAUCGGAUCGCUCGGAUCGGUCUGGGAGUGAUCCUGAACUUAGCCAAGGAGCGGGACGUUCCCCAGCUGGCGCAGAGUGUCUCCGGUAUCCUGGAGCACAUGUUCAAACACACCGAGGAGACCUGUUUCCAGCUCAUCUCUGAUGGAGGCCUGGAUGCUAUCCUCUACUGGUGCCGCUGGACGGACCCUGUCGUGCUGCGGCACUGUGCCAUGGCCUUGGCCAACUGUGCCAUGUACGGGGGGCAGGCCAACCAGCGCCUGAUGAUCGAGAAGAGGACAGCGGAGUGGCUUUUCCCACUGGUGUUCUCCAGGGACGACGAACUGAUCCGCCUGCACGCGUGCCUGGCCAUCACGGUGCUGGCCACCAACAAAGAAAUCGAGAAGGAGGUGGAGCGCUCGGGGACGCUGGCGCUGGUGGAGCCGUUCAUCGCCUCGCUGGACCCGGAGCAGUUUGCCUGUGAGAUGCUGGGCAGCAGCGACAACAGCCAGGGGAGGACGGCGGACGACCUGCAGCGGCUGGUGCCCUUGCUGGAUAGCUCGCGGCUGGAAGCGCAGUGCAUCGCCGCCUUCUACCUCUGCACGGAGGCUGCCAUCAAAACCAGGCAGAAGAAAACAAAGAUUUUCAGUGAGACUGGGGCUACGCAGAGCCUGAAGAGGGUCGUGUGUUACUCCACCAGCAGCACCACCUCCUCCCUGGCCAAAAAGGUGCUGCGCAUGAUAGGGGAGGAGGUUCCUCGGCGCAUCCUACCCACGGUUCCCAACUGGAAGCCCUGCGAGGUGCAGACGUGGCUGCAGCAGAUUGGAUUCAACAAGUAUUGCCAGAGUUUCCUGGACCACCAGGUCGAUGGGGACAUUCUCCUGAGACUGACGGAGGAGGAGCUGCAGGAGGAUUUGGGGAUGGAGUCCAGCAUCACUCGGAAGAGGUUUUUCCGGGAGCUGACGGAGCUGAAGACCUUCGCAAACUAUUCCACCUGCGACCGCAGCAACCUGGCCGACUGGCUGGGCAGCAUCGACCCCAAGUUUCGCCAGUACACCUACAACCUGCUGACGAGCGGCAUCAACCGCAACUUCUUGCACCGGGUGACGGAGCAGCAGCUGCAGGAGGACUGCCACAUCAACACGGGCUUCCACCGCGUCCGCAUCCUCACCGCUGCAAGGGAAAUGCUGCACUCCCCUAUAACGCUGCAAACUGCUUCCGAUGGGACUGAUGUGUUUAUCAGCUACCGGAGGAGCACCGGGUCACAGCUGGCCAGCCUGCUGAAGGUCCACCUGCAGCUGCACGGCUUCAGCGUGUUCAUCGACGUGGAGAAGCUGGAGGCAGGGAAGUUUGAGGACAAGCUGAUCCAGAGCGUCAUGAGCGCCCGCAAUUUUGUGCUGGUCCUCUCGCCAAACGCGCUGGAUAAAUGCAUGGGAGACCCCGAGUGCAAGGACUGGGUGCACAAGGAGAUUGUGACAGCCCUGAACUCUGGGAAGAACAUCGUACCUGUUACAGACCAUUUUGAGUGGCCGGACCCAGAAACGCUUCCCAAGGACAUGAGGGCCGUCCUGAAAUUUAAUGGUAUCAAGUGGUCCCACGAGUACCAGGAGGCCACGAUCGACAAAAUCAUCCGCUUUCUCCAGGGCCGUUCCUCCCGGGAUUCCUCGGCUGGGUCGGAGAAUGGCCUGGACUGCUUGCCCUCCCUGGGGCAGCCCUAGAACCAGCACCUCAUCCCCUCCAGAGACUUCCCAGGUGACCCCUUUUUUACGUGGGGCCAAAUUUCUCCCUCUAGAUUUCCCCCCCCCCAUCUUAGUACCUUUGGCUUGACGCGAGGCCUUGGCUCGUUAGACCCCCUCCACCCUCCAAAUGCAAGCUAAAAGGCCAGUACUCACUACGGUGCCUGGUGACCCAAGCCAGGGUGGACGAGUUGCCUUCCACCGUCCCUUGGGCUGGCAGGACGUGCAGGCUACGCCUCCCGCAACGCAGGUGGAGGGGGACCGACACCGUCCAGACCCUCGCAAAUGGCCGCAGCUUCCCCCAGAAGCAUGGCCGAAGAGGAGGGAUCUUCUGCGUGUACCAAAAGCUGGGGAACUGGCGAGGGGUACAUCGCAAGAGGACACGUGAAGGGGGAAGAGCAGCUUGAGAGGGAACGGUCCACAAGCAUCGUAUGGCCUCUGCUGGGUGCCACGGGAACGUCACUGCGGUCAGAAGCCGAGAGCAGGAAAGGGCAAAUAAAAGCUAAGCCCUAACGAAAUCCCCGUGUUUGGGAAAGAUAACACACAGAGGCUUCUAAACUGCUCAGCAGCAGCUUUCCCUUUCCCAGUAACGUCCCUUUAUCACAGGAGUUCGCUCCCUCCUCGAGGGCCUUUCACCUCCUCGUGCUGCGAAACCACUUUGUGCUCUUAACUCCGGUGAUUCAAGUUUGGGUUCGGAUCACGUAAAGUUUCGGCAGGGUCUCUGCGAAAAGUGCUUUUAAAACACCGCCGUUCCCUCCACCUGAUGUCCUGGCUUUGCCACUUUAUCAGGUUUACACUUACAGGGCACAGGAGGCUGGAGUGUGACUCUGGAAAACAUAUAUCCAUGCAGAUACGGAAGACGCUAAUUGCUGUACUGUACUCGUGGAGUUAUUCCACACUAGCUGUAUUUUAUUCUGUUGUUGGAGCUCCAGAGCAGAUCUGUGGCCCGUUCCUUCAAACGGCAUCUCUCACCACCGACAGCCCUGGCCAAGCUCCUCAGGCUGGGGGCUGUCCCUCCUCUCGGCUGGACGCAAUCCCAAGUACCAUUUGUUUCUUUCUACUGACCUCUCCUCAACACCCAACAGGGUCUUUUUGCAGCUACUCACCCCGAUAUAUCAGGAAGAAGCGAAGUGGAUGCAAAGGGCAGGCGGAGGUUGCUUGGUGCGAGCAGGACCCUCAGCUCCUGCUGCUGACCCUGCAGAGCAAAGCGGAUGAUGCAAAGUGACAUCCUUGUUCAGAGCAUGUGCAGGACGAAAAGCAAGCCAUGCCCGGGGAACACCAGCCUGCCCUGACGGCCUGGAGACCUGAUGCACCCCACUUCAGCAGAAGGAAGGUCCUUUGCCUGUCCCUGCCCAAGAGAACUCAACCCUUUCGGGAGGUAACGAGGGGUCGCAGCCACCUCGUCCUCAUCCUGGCUCUCCCCGAAGCCUCGCCGCUGCCUUAACUGGCCAGAACACAAACGCAUUUCCUUUUUGGCCUAGAUCCAUGAACAUUUGAGAAAAAAAAAAGUUAAAUUCAGGUGCUUAAUUACAGCUUUAUGGGUAGUUCUUAUCAGCUCACAGUUAAUGGCAUCUUUGCUCUCCAGUGAAAGGUUAAUAGCUGUAUCUGCCCAGCAUUCAUCAGAAAUAGAAUCUCUCUAAUCUCCAGAUUAAACACGGGAAACACGAGGCAGCCAGCAGAUGAGCCCAAAGGUGAGUCUGCCAGAGGGUGGAAGCCACUUGUGAGCUUCUUUGGGGAAAAGUCUUGAGUAACUGACUGAACGUCAGCGCCUCCACGGCCACUGAAGGAGUCCCACACAAACAGUCCUCAGGAUUUUUCUCCCUACAACAACACACAGCAAGACUAUUGCGUAUUGUUUUCCAGGAGCUGUCUAGCAAUUAACCUCCCCAUCCACCAUUCAACCUAGAGGAGAUUUACUCGUCCUCUACAGCUUAGGUGUCUCACCUGCAAUGAGAUCGCACCUCAUGCUCCAGCUGCCCAGACCGUGACUCUUCCCAUUUCCCCAUCAGUCAGUUAUCUUCACCUUAACGAACUCGCCCUGCUCUUGACAAAACAUCCCAGCCCCUUCCAGUUGGAGCAGAUGGUCUCAAGGAGAUGAAUCCUUCUGUUCUCGCCCUUCCUGAUUCCAUUGCUAUGUCAUGUCAGGAAGCGUUUGAAGUUGUUCUAUCAGAUAUUAUUAAUAAAUCUGGUUUAUACUCUAAAUCCCCACCUCUUUUCCGUUUGUGUCACACGCUUCUCUCCUGCAUCCCCAGGGACCCUCUACCUGCUGCCCACAGCCACGAUGCACGGAUCAUGUAUUUGCUUCACGGCUGUCGUUCUUGGUGGACGGCCUAGAAAAACUUUAAUUAUUUUUAAUAGAGCAUAAUAGCGCCUAUUGAAUUUCUCCUUUGCAAGCACACUGACACGACCGGGAAAGCAGAGCCAGGACACGAGUCUCACUUCACCGCACAACGCUGAGCAGCCGCUAGCAUUGGCGCCCAUGGAGUCUGCUGGUAGAGAAGACUUCACAAUCAGUUCAGCGACAAAGAUCUGAUGCAGGGCUCACAGCAUGCCCUGUUCCUCAGGGAGGCUAAUUCUGGGCUCAGCCCAUCAGUCAGACACGUAUCUCCUGCCUACGUCCACUGGCCUAACUACACACACCAAGGGGCGUAGCACCAAGUUCUUAAAGCCUCCCUGCUGCUCCACCUCCUGCUUCUCUGCUCCCCAAUUCUCCUGCUUUUAUCAGAAACCCCUAAUGAACAAUGCUGUAUAUAAGCAUUUAACAUCUACUGCCAAGCUUUGGCUGCUUGCCAAAAGGCAAGGAAGAAGUUCUGUACGCCGAGGGUGGUGAGACACUGGCCCAGGUUGCCCAGAGAGGUGGUGGAGGCCCCGUCCCUGGAGACAUUCAAGGCCAGGCUUGAUGAGCCUCUGAGCAACCUGAUCUGGUUAAAGAUGUCCCUGCCGACUGCAGGGGGGUUGGACUAGAUGGCCUUUAGAGGUCCCUUCCCACCCAACACGUUCUAUCAUUCUAUGACUCUAAGUCCCAAACCUGCAUUUUUCCUGACUCAGGACCCUCACGCGCUCAUUCCCCACAGGGCUGAUAAUUUCCUGCUGCCGCUUCUUCACUGCAGAGUCUCCAAUAAAAGAAGCGCCAUGAAAAUGCUGGAGAGGAGCAGAGAACGAGGCAAGGACAAAUGACAUAAACGGCUGUACGAGAAAAGCUAUCCUUUUAUGAACCAUAAAAGAGAAUGGAGGUUUUAUUCGUUCUGGAAGUAAUGUUAUCUGCUAAGCCAUUCCGCAGUUAAGGACAUUAUUGCACGCGGCUGAACAGCGCGUGCGAUGCAGUGUACGCAGAACGGCUGGUUUAUGGCAGCCUGAAGAGAGCAGGAUUGGGGCAAUACACUUAACGCUUUGAAAAGAACAAUUAUGGAUACCCAGCGCAUGGAGGUUUGCUUGCUGGCAUCAUCAUAUUCCCAGAAGGGCAGCAGAAAUGAAGUCACUGACACAAAAUGCUGCCUCGUACAACAACAACAAAAAAACCUGAUCUCCAAAGACACUAGUCCUGUCCCCACACCAGCCCGUCCCACCAGCGCUGGGUACUGAUGAGGAAGGACGGCUCCUGGCCCUGCCGUAAGCACACACGACACCCUAGGGACCACGUAUCACAGCUGGGGCCUCAAACGUACAGUGUAGAGACCAUCAGUUAGGGAGGCCCGAUUUUGUCCAUUUUAGCCUUAACUUCAUCAGUUUGGGCAACUGCCAAUCAAGGCACCGACUUGCACCUUAGUAUUCUUACACGAGCUCUUACUUCUCCAAAGGACCUUUGAAAUCCUGGGCCGGGGGCAGGACGCGCCGCUGGCACUGCUGACUACAAGCACUUCAUGCGUCAGACCCUCCCCCUGGGACACCUCUAACCCCCGAAGCUCGAGCCGGUUUAGUCCCUAAGGAUGGCGAUAGCACUCCUGUGCCAAACUACUGCUCAUCAGAAGGAUUUCCGCAGGAGCCCAGCCUGGCAUUCAACGUUUGUAUGACUUUUAUUGGCAGAUAAAAGACAGACCUUCCUCCUCGGCAGCACGCUGUUGGGUACCUCAGCUUCAGUCUUGCUCCGCAGGCUUUGCCAACAGCAUCUGCUGCACCCUGCAGUGCUCAGAGGGGAAGAUGUUUGGCAAUUAAACCAGGAUUCAGCUCUCUCUCGCCACUAAAAGCAUGCCACGGAUCCUUCCCCCCCGCCACCAAACCCCAAACCACUAACCAGCCCUGCAAAUGGCCAACAACAGCUUUUGCUCUCGAUUGGCUUUUGGGUCUCUUGGGUUUUCUCUGACAGAUGAGCCAACGCAAUGGCGAGGAGGCGUUCGCAUCUGCAAAUCGAG